This is a messenger RNA of Xenopus tropicalis (tropical clawed frog), 1281 nucleotides long. RefSeq names its product tetra-peptide repeat homeobox protein 1-like. The transcript is spliced from 2 exons. The coding region runs from base 1 to 1281 and encodes 426 amino acids. The record is from RefSeq and is a predicted model, not a curated record. Lineage: Eukaryota; Metazoa; Chordata; Amphibia; Anura; Pipidae.
AUGACAGGAAAUAUUGGUGCAGGCUCUAACCCCUACCCUUCCAUUGGUGGAAAUAUACUCCGAGGCUCUAACCCCUACCCUUCCAUUGGUGGAAAUAUACUCCGAGGCUCUAACCCCUACCCUUCCAUUGGUGGAAAUAUACUCCGAGGCUCUAACCCCUACCCUUCCAUUGGUGGAAAUAUACUCCGAGGCUCUAUCCCCUCCCCUUCCAUUGGUGGAAAUAUACUCCGAGGCUCUAUCCCCUACCCUUCCAUUGGUGGAAAUAUACUCCGAGGCUCUAACCCCUACCCUUCCAUUGGUGGAAAUAUACUCCGAGGCUCUAACCCCUACCCUUCCAUUGGUGGAAAUAUACUCCGAGGCUCUAUCCCCUCCCCUUCCAUUGGUGGAAAUAUACUCCCAGGCUCUAACCCCUCCCCUUCCAUUGGUGGAAAUAUACUCCGAGGCUCUAACCCCUACCCUUCCAUUGGUGGAAAUAUACUCCGAGGCUCUAUCCCCUCCCCUUCCAUUGGUGGAAAUAUACUCCCAGGCUCUAACCCCUCCCCUUCCAUUGGUGGAAAUAUACUCCGAGGCUCUAACCCCUACCCUUCCAUUGGUGGAAAUAUACUCCCAGGCUCUAACCCCUACCCUUCCAUUGGUGGAAAUAUACUCCGAGGCUCUAACCCCUACCCUUCCAUUGGUGGAAAUAUACUCCCAGGCUCUAACCCCUACCCUUCCAUUGGUGGAAAUAUACUCCCAGGCUCUAACCCCUACCCUUCCAUUGGUGGAAAUAUACUCCCAGGCUCUAACCCCUACCCUUCCAUUGGUGGAAAUAUACUCCGAGGCUCUAUCCCCUACCCUUCCAUUGGUGGAAAUAUACUCCGAGGCUCUAACCCCUACCCUUCCAUUGGUGGAAAUAUACUCCGAGGCUCUAACCCCUACCCUUCCAUUGGUGGAAAUAUACUCCGAGGCUCUAUCCCCUACCCUUCCAUUGGUGGAAAUAUACUCCGAGGCUCUAACCCCUACCCUUCCAUUGGUGGAAAUAUACUCCGAGGCUCUAUCCCCUACCCUUCCAUUGGUGGAAAUAUACUCCGAGGCUCUAUCCCCUACCCUUCCAUUGGUGGAAAUAUACUCCGAGGCUCUAUCCCCUACCCUUCCAUUGGUGGAAAUAUACUCCGAGGCUCUAACCCCUACCCUUCCAUUGGUGGAAAUAUACUCCGAGAUUUUGCAGAGAACAAGAAUUUUGUAAACAGGCUCCUAACAAAUAAAACGAUAAAAACUACCCGGAUAACAGAAAACAUAUAA